Molecule: messenger RNA, 1071 nt
Organism: Cinclus cinclus
Lineage: Eukaryota; Metazoa; Chordata; Aves; Passeriformes; Cinclidae
Gene: LMCD1
Product: LIM and cysteine rich domains 1
Exons: 6
Coding region: 1-1071 (356 amino acids)
Molecular function (GO): zinc ion binding
Source: RefSeq, a predicted model, not a curated record
AUGGCGCUGGGCUCUGUGGAGGGAUUCUCAUGGCUGAUGUCGGGGAGAGGUGUGCCUUGUUUGCGCUGCAGAGGGCUGUGCACGGGCUUCGAGCCACACUCCUGGAGGAAGAUCUGCAAGUCGUGCAAGUGCAGCCAGGAGGAGCACGGCCUGAGCUCGGAGCUGGACGAUGACCUCAAGGUCGGGCUGCUGCUCUCGGGCUCGCGCCACUCGUCGCUCACGGCGCGGCUCAAGGGCGGCGACGGCGCCCGCAUCUACAAGAGGAACCGCAUGAUCGUCACCAACCCCAACGUCUCGGGCAAGGACCCCACCUUCGACACCAUCACCUACGAGUGGGCUCCCCCGGGGCUCACCCAGAAGCUGGCCAUGCAGUACAUGGAGCUGGUGCCCCCGGAGCUGCAGCCCGUGGCGGGCACGGAGGGCGCGUUCCAUCGCCGGCGCCGCCUGGCGCGGCAGCUCCCGCUGCACGACCAGGACCCGGCGCAGUGCCGCGGCCUCGGCGAGGGCGAGCAGCACCUGAUGGAGGAGUUCGUCAGGAAGUACAAGGCUGAGGCAAUGGGAGUCGGGGAGGUGGCACUGCCGGGCCAGGCCGGAGGAGGGAAGGAGGAGGAGAAGCCCCAGGACAAGAGCGUGGAGCCUGGCAGAGCCCCUGAGUCACCCAACGGGGCCCUGGAGAGCACACCUGGAACUGGGCACUACCUCUGUGACUCCUGUCACCAGCCGGUGCCCGGGGACUGUCCCGUGGUGUAUGCCGACCGUGCUGGCUACUCCCGGCAGUGGCACCCGGGCUGCUUCGUGUGCUGCCGCUGCUCCGAGCCCCUCGUGGACCUCAUCUACUUCUGGAAGAGCGGGGCAGCCUGGUGUGGGCGGCACUACUGCGAGAGCCUGCGGCCCCGCUGCGCCGGCUGCGACGAGAUCAUCUUCUCGGAGGACUACCAGCAGGUGGAAGGGCUGGCCUGGCACAACAAGCACUUUGCCUGCCUGGAGUGUGAGACGCUGCUGAUGGGCAAACCCUUCACCCUGGCCAACGCCAGCCUCCUGUGCACCACCUGCAGCCAGAGCCGGGUCUGA